GCAGGCCACCCAUAAUCAUAGCGAAAACACCUUGGUCAUAUAGAUCGUUGGGAGGGGUGCAAAAUUACAAUUCAUUACAAGUUAAACGGCAGCAAAAAUCUGGUGUGCUUAAACCUGGUGCAACUGGAACUCGAUGGAGUCCUGCCGACCCAGAGGUGGGGAUCCUGGAGGUGGGGCAGGAGCAGGAGCAGUGGUCCUGAGCCCCCUGGAGAAACCUCAGUCUGAGGGAGCCCUUGGGCCCGGAGGUGUGGGAGAACAGGGCGGUUUAGGUGAAGGAGGCCCAGCCAAGACUGAUUCUAAAACUUGCAAAGGAAGAGAUGGAAUGGACCGGUACUCCUUCGAUAGCUCCAAGUCUUCAGACAGUGAGGAUGAGGACCAGGACAAGAAGUCCAAGAAGAAGAAGAAGUUGAAGAAGCGAAAGAAGAAGGAUUCCAGUUCAACAUCAUCAUCAUCGUCCUCCUCCUCCAGCAGCUCCUCUGACAGUGAGGACAGUGAGGAUGACAAGAAAAAGAAGAAAAAGAAGAAGGAGGGUGAAAGGAAAGAAUAUGUUUGGGACAACAGUGUCAUAAUAGAUGCUGGAGUCGAGGGAUGCACAGAUUCAACAUCAAUGCAAGGUCUGAAGGAUAAGGAGUCAGAUAGUGAAAAAGACAAGAAGAAGAAGAAGAAGAAGAAGAAGAAAAAGAAGAAGAAGAAAAUGAAGAAGAGCAAGGAUUCAAGCUCUUCAUCUUCAUCAUCUUCAUCAUCGGACAGCUCAGAUAGUGAAGAUAAGAAGAAGAAAAAGAAGAAGAAGAAAAAGAAGAAGACAAAGGUCAAGAAGAAGAGGGAUUCCAGCUCCUCAUCCUCGUCCUCAUCAGACAGUGAAGAUGAGAAGAAGAAGAAGAAGAAGAAAAAAAAGAAAAAAAAGAAAAAGAAGAAAAAGAAGACUAAGAAGGAUUCUAGUUCGUCCUCCUCUUCCUCCUCUUCCUCUUCCUCUGACAGUGACAAGGAAAAGAAGAAGAAAAAGGACAAGAAGAAGAAGAAGAAGGAGACAAAUCAGGGUGACGAUGAGGGCAGUGGAGAGUUGGACACCAUGAGACAGACAGCAGAUGGAGACAAAAAGAAGAAGAAAGACAAUAAAAAGAAAAAGGCCUCUUACUCCUUGGGUAUCUCUGAGGGUGAGGAUGAUGAUGGCAAGUGUAAAGCCAAAGAGGAUGUGUCUGUUCUCGUGACAACGGCGGAAGGAGCUGAGGUCCACCCUGACGGAAUGGAUGCCGGACACCUGAGUGAUGAUGAGGCUGAAGGAGGGAAAGUGAAAGAGAAGAAAAAGAAGAAGUUAAAGAAGAUGAAAAAGAAGAAGGUUUCUGAUGGUGAUUCCUCAGACAGUGAGGAUGAAAAAGAGAAGACAAAGAAGAAGAAAAAGAAGAACAAGAAGAACAAGAAGGAUUCCAGUUCCUCCUCAUCCUCUUCCUCGUCAUCCUCUUCCUCCUCCUCCUCCUCAUCAUCUUCUUCUUCCUCUUCAUCAUCCUCUGACAGCGAGGAGGAAAAGAAGAAGAAGAAGAAGAAGGUUAGAAGGAUAGACAUUGAUUCCUCUGAUGACAGCUCAUCGUCCUCAUCUUCCUCCUCCUCUUCUUCAGAUAGUGAAGAUGACCGGACAAAGGACAAGAAGAGAGAUAAAAAGAAGAAAAAGGAGGACAAGAAGAAGAAGAAAAAGGAAGACAAGAAGAAGAAAAAGAAGGAUAAGAAGAAGAAAAAGAAAAAGGAUGACUCUUCAUCAGACAGUGAGGAUGACAAAAAGAAAAAGAAGAAGAAGAAAAAAAAGAUGAAGAAGAAAAAGGAUUCAGAUGACGAUUCAGAUAGCGAGAAAGAAAAGAAAAAAAAUAAGAAAAAGAUGAAGAAAAAGGAUUCAGAUGACGAUUCAGAUAGCGAAAAAGAAAAGAAGAAAAAGAAGAAGAAAAAGAUGAAGAAAAAAAAGGAUUCCAGCUCAUCUGACAGUGAAAAAGACAAGAAGAAGAAGAAGAAGAAAAAGAAGGAUAAGAUAAAAAAAAAGAAGAGAAGCAAGAAGAAGAAAAAGGAUUCCAGCUCAUCUGACAGUGAAGAUGAGAAGAAGAAGAAGAAGAAGAAGAAGAAGAAGAAGAAAAAGAAGAAGGCAUCAUCUGAUAGCGAGGAGGACAAUAAAAAGAAAGAUAAGAAGAAAAAGAAGAAGGAUAAAAUGAAAAAGGAUAAUAAUAAGAAGAAGGACAAAAAGAAGGAAAAGGAUUCCUCAUCCUCAAGCAGUGAGGAUGAGAAGAAAAAGAAAAAGGACGACUCCUCCUCAGGAAGUGAUAAGGUCAAAAAGAACAAGAAACAUUCUAGUGGCUCAGAUGGAGAGACAAAAAUGAAGAAGACGAAAAAGGACUUCCCUGAUAAGGAUGGAGAGGUGAAGAAAGAGUGUGACUUGCCAGGCGGUCCUGUUAGCAGCUAUCGUGCGUUUGGCAAAUCCAGUGAUCUGCCUGAAGUUACCCCCGUAAAGCCCGAAUCCACUCUGGACCCACUGCCUAUGCCCAAAUCCAACUCCCGUUAUGAGUCACUGAUGAGCUCCUCUUCCUCACUCAGUCCCAAAGAUGGCAGCCCCUCCACCAGGCCCCGCAGCCCCAUGGAGUCACUAAUGGGGAAUCCCUCCAGGUUCAGAGGAGCAGGGGGCGUGGCCGGGAGGACCACAGUGCUCUCGUCCAGCGACCUGCUCAGGGGCCCUAAGCCCUAUCAGCAGCCUUAACACAAAUAGUUGAAG
Osmerus eperlanus (European smelt) is the source of this 2746-nucleotide messenger RNA. Its product is annotated as cylicin-1-like. Bases 134 to 2731 code for a protein of 865 amino acids. Lineage: Eukaryota; Metazoa; Chordata; Actinopteri; Osmeriformes; Osmeridae. The record is from RefSeq and is a predicted model, not a curated record. The transcript is spliced from 27 exons.